Syngnathoides biaculeatus (alligator pipefish) is the source of this 3012-nucleotide messenger RNA. It is a transcript of the gene orc1, whose product is annotated as origin recognition complex, subunit 1. The record is from RefSeq and is a predicted model, not a curated record. Gene Ontology annotation, molecular function: chromatin binding; ATP hydrolysis activity; ATP binding. The transcript is spliced from 16 exons. NCBI's taxonomy places the organism in Eukaryota, Metazoa, Chordata, Actinopteri, Syngnathiformes, Syngnathidae. Gene Ontology annotation, cellular component: nuclear origin of replication recognition complex. Gene Ontology annotation, biological process: DNA replication initiation; mitotic DNA replication checkpoint signaling. Bases 192 to 2804 code for a protein of 870 amino acids.
GAGGACCUGUUUUUCUUCUGUGACGGACGUGACGCAGUUUUCGCGGGAAACGGCUGCGUCGAAGGCACGGCGAGCUUCUUCGAGGGAAUUUAUAAUUUGCCUCUAAACUACUUGUUCGAGUCAACCUUUUCAAAGGGUUCUAUGCUUUAGAAGGGUAAAUCAAUAUUCCUUGUUUUAAUUCCAAGUCCAGAAUGCAAACGAGAUGGCGAGUACGACGAGUGUACAAGUGGCAAGGAGAACCUUUGAGAUUUGACAGGAAGCUGAAAAACUUUGAAUAUAGCUCUUUGGCCAUCAGUGUGGAGGGUCUACCCAGGCCCAACAUCAUUAACACUGGUCAAUGCAUUCUUAUUGAGGGUGAGGAAGAAGACAACCCUUAUGUUGCCAAAGUUAACAAGUUGUUUGGGGACGAGAAUGGGAGGCAGAAGAAGGCAAUGGUCCAAUGGUUUGUCCGUGCAUCUGAAUUGCCUGCAAGCAAACUGCCACUACUUGGUAGAGCGCCACAUCCACAGGAGAUAUUUUACUAUCAGGGACGAGGGUGCAAUGAAGAAGUCAACGCUGAGUCCAUCCUCAGACCCGUUGAGGUGAAGUAUCUUGAUGGACCAGCUCCCUUCCCAGAGUCCACUGAUAAAGAUGUGCUCUAUGUGAAGUUGUCCUGGGACACCAAGACUUUCAAAAUGCUAGACUCACCUGUAUUACCACCUUCCACCCCUCCUUGCAGUCCCAAACCCUCCCACACCAAUUUAUUUCCCAGCUCACCGGCUCUGUCAUCUCGAAGAGUGCACCAACGAAUUUUGUCGCCAUCUGGCACCCCUGUCAAACAACGGGCCGCUUCAACAGAGGUCCGAUACACCAAAGACACAAGCACAGGAAAAGUUGGCCCAGAAGCUGACUCAAUGCAUUCAGCCACCAAACUUCAAGCUUCAAAAUGUCUAAGCAGUAAGAAAAGGAAUUCGGCAGCCAGGAUGCCAGGAGUCCGUAAACGGCUCAAGCUCUGCAGUCCAGAGAAGAAGUCAAUGCCUUUCAGUGAUGUCUUGAGUCAGCUGCUGGAUGAAGAUGUAGAAUCAGAGUUGGAGUUGGCUAAGAGGUUCGUGGCCUCUCGCCCUCAGGUGCUGCAUCCAACCUACAACCUUACCCCAUGCCGGAAGAUCCACACAACACCUGUCGACCCAGAAUCUCUCUCCCAAAAGUCCCCAGUUUUAAUGAUUAACAAACUGUCUGCCUGUGAGAUAGACAGUCCUCCAUCAAAAAACAAAGCUUUUUUAUCCAUGACUGAGGUGGACAAUGACAACUCUCAAGUGCUGCUUGUCGCCACAACACCAAGGAGCUCAAAACGGAAGUCUGCUCAACUAGUGUCUAUGAGGAUCAAAAAGCAAUUAAAACUCCUGGAUGAGCAGCAAAACCUGGACUCAAAUACAGAAGAUGAAGAAUUUGCUCCAUCAAAUAAAACAUUACGUAGAAGUGAAGAUGGCAAACUGAUUCAUGGUGAUGAAAAUGCACGAGUAAACAAAGAUAGACAGGUUCUUGCAGGGUUACACGUACCUUGUUCAAAGACAACCCUCUCUGGAACGAGGAUCCCUCGUAUAACACCAAGCAAAAGGGCAUCAACGAAUACAUCACAGACUCCUGCCACCCCCACAAUCCCCAGAAGGUUGAUGCCAACACGACACCCCACCAACAUUUUGGAAGUGGCCAGAACAAGGCUACACGUGUCUUCGGUGCCUGAGUCUCUACCCUGCAGGGAGCAGGAGUUUCAAGAUAUUUACAGCUUUGUGGAGAGCAAAAUCAUUGAUGGCACAGGAGGGUGUAUGUAUAUCUCAGGUGUGCCAGGGACGGGGAAGACUGCAACAGUCCAUGAGGUGAUUCACUGCCUCCAGAAUGCAGCAAACAUUAAUGAAAUCCCAUCAUUCUGCUUCAUUGAGAUCAAUGGUAUGAAGAUGACUGACCCUCAUCAGGCCUAUGUUCAGAUCCUUGAGAAACUAAUUGGUCAAACGGCUACAGCUGAUCAUGCAGCUUCACUGCUGGAGAGGCGAUUCAGCAACCCUGCUCCCAGAAAGGAAACUACUGUGCUGUUGGUGGAUGAAUUGGACCUCUUAUGGACCAGAAAGCAAAAUGUGAUGUAUAACCUUUUUGACUGGCCAACGCAUCGUCAUUCUCGCCUGGUGGUUCUGACCAUCGCAAACACUAUGGACCUGCCAGAGAGGAUCAUGAUAAACAGAGUGUCCAGCAGACUGGGUUUAGCACGAAUGUCAUUCCAGCCAUAUGGAUUCAAGCAGUUACAACAGAUCAUCAUGUCCCGGUUAAACAAAGUCAAGGCAUUUGAGGAAGAUGCUUUGCAGCUCGUAACCAGGAAGGUGGCCGCUCUGUCAGGUGAUGCUCGCCGGUGUUUGGAUAUUUGUCGCAGAGCUACUGAGCUCUGUGAACACGAUUCUUCCACCACUUCCAUCACGAGAUUGGUGGGGAUGAAUCAUGUGAUGGAAGCACUCAAUGAGAUGUUUUCAUCCUCGUACAUCACUGCCAUCAAGUCUUCUUCAGUGCAAGAACAGCUUUUCCUUCGCGCUGUCAUUACAGAAUUUCGGCGGUUGGGUUUGGAGGAAGCAACAUUCCAGCAGAUAUUUAUACAGCAUCAGGCUCUGUGUCGGGUGGAGGGUCUGCAGUCAGUUGGUGUAUCAGAGGUUCUUGCAGUCUGUCACCGCCUAGGAGCCUGCAGGUUGUUACUACUGGAGACAAGUCACUUGUCUCUCCUGCAGCGUGUACGCCUUAAUGUUUGCCAAGAUGAAAUUCUCUAUGCCCUCAAGUCUGACUGAAGUGGUUCUCUUUAAUUUUUGACAUUUUGUCAGAUUAAUUUGAGCUUUGUAUUCAUAUUGCAUUUGCCCAGUAUUAGUUAGGCUGUAUUUUUGAAUGAAUAACAUUUUAGUAUUUUGCCCAAGCUUGUAUUUUCCUCUGAUUUGUUACGUGAUUUAUACUUACUGAUUUGCUUUUUUGCGAAUUAAAAUGUUUUUGUAAUAAAUUUUA